GCUGUGACGCACUCCGCACACUCGUCCCCUGCCGCUCUUCUUAUCUUCAGCCAGCGCAACGGCACUGGCUGCGCUUGCAGAACCAUGGCUAACAAUGGCAGUCGUCCUCGUCCAGGAGGCCAUCGUGGCGGCGCCGUGCAACGUUGCGUACUCGCGUUGCUGCUUCUGCUUUCCGUAAGCUGCCGGAGCCUCCGGUGACAGUGGCAACGGUGGUGGCGUGGAGGCAGGGGAUGAGGCUGCAGGAUGGACGGGCGGGCUGAGCCGGCGGAGUUUCCCAAAGGGGUUCGUGUUCGGGACGGCGGCGUCGGCGUACCAGGUGGAGGGCAUGGCGCUCAAAGACGACCGCGGGCCCAGCAUAUGGGACGCCUUCGUUAAGAUCCCUGGUGGCAUUCAGCUGAUUUCUGAAAUACUUUGACAUCUAUUUUGGUAUCAAUUGGUUUCUGAUAGCGCAAUGACUGGGCGCAAUGCUACUCUGCUUGCAGGUGAGAUUGCAAACAACGCCACGGCGGAUGUUAGCCCGUUCGGUGGGCUUCUGCUGCGGCGGUGGGUUUCUUCCGGCUUGGCUUUUCAGCCUAGCUGUUCGGUGGGCUUCACGGUGAAGCCGUAUUCCAACGUCUUCCACCGACGCCGCCUCCCGUCCCCAUCCACCUCCCACAGACGCUGCAGCUCUCUAUCGCUCCCUUUCCGCCGCCGCCGCUCCUCCGCUCCCCCGCUCCGUCGCUUCCGCCCGCUCUCCGCCGCCGGCCGGCCCUCGGCUCGCCCGCUCCGUCGCGCUCGCCCGCGCGACGCCGCCGUCCCUCCCGCUUCUUCUCGCCCCCUCCGUCGGGCGCGGUCCAUCCGGAUCCGCCGCCGCCGCAGCUUCCGCUCCGCCGCUCCCUCGCUGGCGCGCGCUCUCCGCCGCCGGCGAGGCGUCGAGUGGCCCUCUCCCUCACUCUCAGCCGGCCGGGCGACGACGCCGUUCGUCCCGCUGGUCGCCCCCUCCGUCGCUCGGUCCGGAUCCACCGCCGCCUGUCCCUCCGGAUCCGCCGCCGCAGCUCCGACCCGGCGCACCCACUCCCGCCGCCGGUGGGCCAUCGCGUGGAAGGAACGUCUCCCACGCCGUCAGCCCCUCCAUCCCCUUCGCUCACAGGUGAACGUUCCAAAGACCAAGAAGACUUAGUGCAAAAACAAGGAGUGGAGGAAGCACAACCAGGACAAGGUGCCUCAGUACAAAAACGGCGACAGAUACAAGGCUACUAGGAGGCCAACCGCGAGGAAGAUUCAACGGUGCCCACACUGGCAUCGUCAUCGACUGGGGUCCUGCUCCCCCCCCCCCACCCCCCCGUGUGCCCGUACAAUUUCCGCCACAAACGCGCCAAGCCACCU
Molecule: messenger RNA, 1365 nt
Organism: Setaria italica (foxtail millet)
Lineage: Eukaryota; Viridiplantae; Streptophyta; Magnoliopsida; Poales; Poaceae
Product: serine/arginine repetitive matrix protein 1-like
Exons: 3
Coding region: 452-1159 (235 amino acids)
Source: RefSeq, a predicted model, not a curated record